This is a messenger RNA of Moneuplotes crassus, 741 nucleotides long. NCBI's taxonomy places the organism in Eukaryota, Ciliophora, Spirotrichea, Euplotida, Euplotidae. The record is from the annotation of a GenBank genome assembly.
UCUCCAAAAGUAUCUGAUUGAGUCGUCGAGCCUUACAAUUCUGUCUUAGCUAUGAAUCUUCUGAUUGAAUAUGCAGAUGGAGUCUCAGCCUAUGAUAACGAAGCAAUAUACGAAAUUUGCCUAAAUUUCUUGAAGCUAAAAUCUCCACAUUACUGAGACAUCAACCACCUUAUAUCAUCUUCUAUGUGUGAAGUGACUGCUUCGUUUCGAUUUGAUGGAAAACUAAAUACACAUUUAAGAAAACAAAUUUUCGAUCCCAGAAAUAUGAUGUGAGCUGUUGAUCCUAGCUGUGGAAAAUACUUCACAGUGUUUACAAUGUUGAGGAGUCAGAAUUCUCUCAGAGAUGUUCAUUACGAACUUGAACGAAUGAAGUCUAAAAUACCGCCUAAUUUUAAUCAAUGUAGCAUCAAAUCUGAAUGAUUAAAUAUUCCUGCGAAAAAUGUUAAACUUUCAGGAGCAGUGAUUACUAACUCUACUUCAAAUCAGGAAAUUUUCUGCAGAAUUGGAGCCCAAUUCGAUAUGAUGUUCAAGAGAAAAGCAUUUCUUUAUUCUGGGAUUUUUGGGAAAUCAGCUUUUGGAAUGGACGGAAUGGAUGAAUUGGAGUUUGUAGAAGCAAGAUCAAACCUUGCAGAUCUCAUUUCAGAUUACCAACAAUAUCAAGAGACUGAGACAAAUCAUGAAGAAGACUACUCCGAUUCAGAAUCUUUAAACAAAGAAGAAAUGCAAGAAACUUAAUACCCC